Drosophila nasuta is the source of this 1104-nucleotide messenger RNA. RefSeq lists its product as uncharacterized. The coding region runs from base 34 to 1104 and encodes 356 amino acids. The record is from RefSeq and is a predicted model, not a curated record. Gene Ontology annotation, cellular component: plasma membrane. The transcript has 4 exons. NCBI's taxonomy places the organism in Eukaryota, Metazoa, Arthropoda, Insecta, Diptera, Drosophilidae.
GAUUGCCGCGCAGUUUAAGUUUGGCCGCUGGAGAUGGCGGCCGUUUGGUUACCCAUCGUGUUCCUGUUGAGCUGGUCAUCAACAGAACUGAGCCAUGGCCAGCAAGUGAUUAACAGCAAGCAGGCGCAGCUCUUUCUGGAUUGCUCCUGCCUGCAUGCCAACGAGCGGAAUGCCACACAGUGGGGCAACCUUGCCAUUAAUGCCAGCCACACGGUGGGCGCGAAAAACAACUGCCUGAUGAUCUUCAUUGGGGGCACAAGCGACGAGCUGGUCGUCUUCCAUUUGCAGCAGCUGCAACUGCGCCCCGGCUGCUUGGACACCGUCGAGGUCUUUCCGUAUCUUCGGGAGCCCGUCAUCGAGAACUCGACGCUGGCGUCGUAUACUUGGUGCCAGCACAGCGAUCGCAAUGCCACGCCUAUUUAUACCGCCGGGAGGCUGCUGGGACUUCGCUUAAGUUUUCAACAGCCGCCAGCCAAGUUGACCAACUGGCCAUUGAAUCUGACAGCCAGCUAUCGGUUCCUCAAACAAGAAUCCUUCAGAACUGAGGGUCGCCUGGUGCCACACAGCUUCUGCGAUUAUUAUUUCUUUGCCAGCACCUCAGCAGAUGGCCAGCUGGGUCAGGGCCACUUCCACUCGCCCCGCUUCCCCGCCCACUAUCCAGCGCACAUCAAAUGCGCCUACAAAUUCAUUGGCAGACCCGACAGCCGCGUCGAGCUGCAGUUCGAGGAGUUGCAGCUGCCGCCGGUGACUCAUGGUGGCUGUCAGUUGGAUGCAGUGACCAUCUUUGAUGCGGAGUCAGCUCACAUGAAUGCCGUCAUCGAUGUGCUGUGCUCACCUUGCCCCACACGUCGCAUCCUUAGCAGCGGGCCUGAUCUGCUGCUGGAGUUCAAUGCCAGCUCAAAUCGCACUGCAAAAGGGUUUCGUGGCAAGUACAAAUUCGUGGCCGACGAGCAGCGUUUGGUGGCACCCAUUUUGGAGGCAGCCAGUGUCGCCUUGAAGCCGCCGCUUUCAGCGCCCGCUAAGGAAAACAGUUUGCAGGAUACGCAAGAUGCGAAGGGACGCUCGAAUCGUAAGUUGGCGCCCCAUAAAUUAGCCUUAUGGUAG